GUUCACUCGGAGAAUGUCGUUCACGGAGACCUUCAUCCCGGAAAUGUACUCAUAGAUGGCUCGGGGAAUCCACGUCUCACAGAUUUCGGUCUCGCAACUGUCGUAGGGGACGUAGAAUCGCAGCUGAAUACAACAACCGCAAAUCGCAGCUUCAAUCCUCAAUGGCGUGCGCCUGAGGUCAUUGGAGUCGACCCGGAGGCUGAACUUGUACGACCGAAUUUCAAGAGUGAUGUAUAUUCUUUUGGUGGCGUU
Molecule: messenger RNA, 252 nt
Organism: Suillus subalutaceus
Lineage: Eukaryota; Fungi; Basidiomycota; Agaricomycetes; Boletales; Suillaceae
Product: kinase-like domain-containing protein
Exons: 2
Biological process (GO): signal transduction; protein phosphorylation
Cellular component (GO): cytoplasm
Molecular function (GO): ATP binding; protein kinase activity
Source: RefSeq, a predicted model, not a curated record